AUGAAGUGGAUCAUUCCACUUUGUCUCGGCCUUCGCUGGGCAUCACUUGCUGCCGGUCAGGCUUCCCCAUCGCCUACCGUCGGUAGAGUCAUCAUCGAGUACCAGCCAUUUGAGAUUCAAUGCUCUGGAAAUAUAACCGUAUCAACCAGUGCUAGGACUUGGACUGAAUGGCAAAUCACGACAAACAUUGUCCACGAUGGUACACUCACCUCAAGGGCAACGAUAACUGUCUCCGCCUCCGGAGAUGGAGCGAGUAAUUCUGCCGUUCCACCAAUUGAGACUCAUAGCUGGGAGGGCAUAUCUGCUUCAGCUGCUUCUGGCAGUAGUCCUGGCGUCAUUGGGGUUCCUGGACCUGGCACAAUCAUCAUCACGUCUACGGGAACUCGAUCAGGAGCAACGACGGUCCAACCAGGAAGCCCAGGAGACCCAAUCACUGUCAUUACUUUUGUUCAGCCUUCUGGGAGUUCAUUGCCCGCGGUGACUUCUGUUGGCACCCGUACUGGCCUAAGCACGAAUCCUCCCGGUCCGAGCGGAGGACCUUCGACCAUCAUCGCCUCGGUAUCAGGCAGCCCACCAACUAUACCUCCACCUGUCAUCCUGACGUCUCUUGCAUCGACCACUGGUCUCACGACUCUUCCCCCUGGUCCUGAUGGCGGACCUUCAACCAUCAUCACUUUUGUGGCAACCAACCCGCCUUCCUUACCACCCAUUAUCAUCACUUCCAGUGCUUCUACCACUGGUUUGACGACCAUACCUCCUGGCCCGAAUGAAGGCCCACCUACCAUCGUCACCUUUAUCAUCGAACCACCCAGCCCAGUGACCCUGACAUCUUUGGCAUCGACAACAGGCUUGACUACGCUUCCUCCCGGCGAGAAUGGCGGCCCGCCUACCAUUGUUACUUUCAUCACAACAGUAUUCCCUCCGGUUCCGGCCACGCUUACCUCUGUUGCGACUACAACUGGCCUGACGACUAUUCCCCCUGGUCCCGAGGGUGGCCCGCCCACUAUCAUCACCUACAUCACGAGCCCCCCGCCAGUCACUCUGACAUCCAUUGCAUCAAGUACUGGAUUGACUACUAUACCGCCUGGCCCCGGCGGUGGACCUCCGACCAUUAUUACCUUCAUCACCACUCCACUGGCUACACCACCAGUCACGCUGACCCAGACUGCAAGCACCACGGGGCUGACUACGAUUCCCCCUGGACCAACCGGAGGGCCUUCCACAAUUAUCACUUUCGUGACCGGGCCUCCACCAGUCACGCUGACGUCUUUUGGCAGUUCGACUGGUCUAACUACACUUCCGCCUGGGACUGAUGGGGGACCUCCUACUGUUGUCACUUACCUGACAAGUCCUCCCCCGGUAACGCUCACCUCUACCGCCAGCACAACGGGUUUGACCACUCUUCCUGGGGGCCCCGGCGACCCUCCUACAGUCAUCACAUAUAUGACAGGCCCCCCACCAGUUACCUUAACCUCCACCGCCAGCACUACCGGCCUGACGACGAUUCCUCCUGGAAGCCCUGAUGGUCCACCCACGGUCGUUACCUACGUGACUGGGCCUCCGCCCGUCACUCUUACAUCUACUGAUAGUACAACUGGCUUAACCACCUUGCCCGGAGGUCCGGGGGGGCCGCCUACAAUUGUGACCUUUGUUACAGGUCCCCCUCCGGUCACUGUCACCUCAACUGCGAGCACUACUGGCUUGACGACUCUUCCUGGAGGACCUGGCGGACCGCCUACGGUUGUGACCUUCGCUACAGGCCCUCCGCCGGUGACUCUGACAUCUACAGCGAGCACGACCGGCUUGACGACCUUGCCUCCAGGCUCCGAAGGAGGUAUUACAACUGUGAUCACAUUUGUCACUGGUCCUCCACCGGUAACGCUCACAUCCACGGGAUCUUCUACAGGUUUGACAACUCUUCCGCCUGGCCCUAGCGGUGGUCCUCCUACCAUUGUUACAUUCGUCACUGGCCCGCCUCCAGUUACUGUUACAUCAACUGCUAGCACCACUGGACUUACCACCCUCCCGCCAGGUCCCGACGGGGCGCCUUCGACUGUAGUGACUUUUGUCCCACCUCGUACUGGCUUCGUAAGAACUUUGACGUCUACCGCCUCUCAGACCGGUGUUACAACCAUUCCUCCCUCAGAUCCCUUCGGGACCACUACCGUUAUCACGUUCGUGCCUCCCCCCACUGGAUUUAUCACAACUCUUACUUCCACGGCUACCCGAACGGGAGUGACAACGAUUAUCCCGAGUGAUCCAGCUGGCACAACUAGCAUUAUUACAUUUGUACCUCCUCCGACAGGUUUCCUUACAACCCUCACAUCGACUGCCACUCAGACAGGAGCAACUACAAUAUUUCCAUCCGACCCUGCUGGAACUACGAGUGUCAUUACUUUUGUACCGCAUCCUACCGGAUUCUUGACAACUUUGACAUCGACGGCCACUCGCACAGGAGUAACGACAAUCAUCCCAAGUGACCCCGCAGGCACUACGAGUAUCAUAACCUUUGUUCCUCCUCCUACUGGUUUCCUGACAACUCUUACUUCAACCGCCACCCAAACGGGAGUAACAACAAUUGUACCAUCUGAUCCUGCAGGCACCACCAGCAUCAUCACGUUUGUGCCCCCUCCCACCGGAUUCUUGACAACCCUUACCUCCACGGCCACGCAAACGGGCCUGACAACGAUCAUUCCGAGUGACCCAGCUGGGACAACAAGUGUUAUUACCUUCGUCACGCCGAGCAGCACAAGCACCUCAUCGAGCUCAAGCACCAGCCCCGUACCUUCCGGUGCUUGCGCUACGCCGCCGGUGGACUGUGCUGCCUCUGGACUGACUCUCAGAGCUUAUGCCAACUCUGUUCAAGUUGCCAGUGGGUAUGGAGUUUCCGAUGGUCGUUCGGGAGUUGGACCUGAUUAUUACCUGUCUCAAGCCCCCCUCGCUCAGGGCAGUACAAAUUCGCUCGGAGUUCCUUUCCAGGGAUCAGCUGGUUCUACCGCAACACCAUACAACCCACAGACACCAGGGUCGUCGGCAACCUUCCAGUACUACGACGGCUUGACCCAAACUUACGGAGGGAUCACGUACAACGCAAAUAACUUCACCCUCGUCUUUACUGGCUAUUUCCGCCCCGAUCAGACUGGUACCUACAUAUUCUGCUACGCGCCUAACGCCGACAAUCGUGAUGUCCUGUAUCUCGGCAGCGCCAGCGCGUUCCCUUGUGGCCAGCCUUCUAAUGCAGCAACUCCUCGGGGAGCCACUCCACUGGCACAAUACUGGUUCGCAGCAGCAUCUGGUAACACGGGCUGUGCAAGCAUCAACCUUAUUGCCGGAUAUUUCUACCCAAUUCGAUCAGUCUUUGGAAACUGGGGGACUCCGUCGUCACUUUCCCUUGUGUUUUCAGGACCUGGACGAACAACGAAUUCCUCCGAUAUCUCGGGGCUUGCCUAUCCUGAAUCAUGCUCAACUGCCAUUCCAACCGCCUCUCCCACUUCCAGCACCAGCUCGUCUAUCACCACAGGUUCCUCGUCAACUUCGGCUCCUGUUACUGGCUUCCGGACCACCAUCACAUCGACCGGUACGCAGACGGGACUGACAACGAUAAUUCCUACCAACCCGGCUGGCACAACUAGCGUGAUCACUUUUGUGACACCAUCAUCCUCUUCCACGUCAACUUCAACUUCGUCUUCGUCCUCCACUAGUCCGACCGCAAGCUGUACCCCUGGGCUACUCUGGGCUUACUACGGUCUUGCGCAAGCUCCAACGGAGACUGCUAGUAGCUCCGGAAAUAUCCCUUUUCACGGUAACGGCGCUGAUGGUCAAGCAAAUUGGAAGACGACUUAUUUCAACAUUAACACCGUGCUCUCUGGACAGAGUCCUGAUAACACGGGUCGGACAACAACCAUCGGUCUUGCGCAGCAAUGCGCCACCACGACUCGGACCGUCUAUGGAACCACGACGAGUGGGCAGUCCCAAUACAUGAUUGUUCAACACAUUGGAUACUUCCAUCCGGCCACUUCUGGCACGUACACUUUCAGCUUCAGUAAUGUUGAUGAUGGUGUCUAUCUGUGGUUAGGCAAUAACGCUAAGACCGGCUUCACGAAUGCCAAUGCCAACAAAAAUGUCGACUACUACGAUACGAGUAGCGCCGGCACCUACACGUUCACUGCGACGGCCGGCCAAUACUAUCCAAUUCGACUAUUAUUUGUCAAUGCGCAACAGUGCGGCAGCUUCACUUUCUCGCUCACUGACCCGGCCGGAGGUGUUGUUGUCUCGAACUCUCAAGCCGUAGUUGGUGAUCAACUCGUAGCCAGUUGCCCCAACGACGCGAACGCAGCGCCUUUCGGUUUCUAG
Molecule: messenger RNA, 4353 nt
Organism: Colletotrichum scovillei
Lineage: Eukaryota; Fungi; Ascomycota; Sordariomycetes; Glomerellales; Glomerellaceae
Exons: 2
Coding region: 1-4353 (1450 amino acids)
Source: RefSeq, a predicted model, not a curated record